Molecule: messenger RNA, 3893 nt
Organism: Mya arenaria
Lineage: Eukaryota; Metazoa; Mollusca; Bivalvia; Myida; Myidae
Product: SWI/SNF-related matrix-associated actin-dependent regulator of chromatin subfamily A member 5-like
Exons: 23
Coding region: 89-3190 (1033 amino acids)
Biological process (GO): nucleosome organization; regulation of transcription by RNA polymerase II
Cellular component (GO): nucleus; chromatin
Molecular function (GO): histone binding; ATP binding; DNA binding
Source: RefSeq, a predicted model, not a curated record
ACAACACUGAAGGAAAAAGACUGCGCCAAAAAGCGGUGAAAUAAAUAUACGUUUAUUUUAAUUUUUCGCCAUUUAUACCAUUUAAAUCAUGUCAAAUUCCGAAGCUGAGAGUUCGGGCGAUGAACAAAUGGACGAACAGGUUCCAGGACCAUCCGUGUUGUUGAAAGCUCCACCAAAAGGCAAAAAUGCUGAAGAUGGUGAAGAGGAGGAGGAAGACUAUGAUGCUAAAAUUGAAUCCGAUCGUGGUAACAGAUUUGAAUACCUCCUAAAGCAGACGGAGAUUUUUUCCCACUUCAUGUUGACAGGAAUGACCGGGAAUCAGAAGACUCCUACCAGUCCUCUAAAAAUGAAGGGCAGGCCCAGUAAAGGAAAGCUUGCAGAGAAAGCUAAACUUGUUGAGGCUGGCGAGAAAACAAAACCUAAACCAGACACGACUGAAGGAGUUGACCAUCGUCACAGACGUACUGAGACAGAGGAGGAUGAAGAGCUGAUUACACAGGCAAAGAAGUCCCAGGCCAUGGUUACACGCUUUGAAGAGAGCCCCUCAUACAUCAAGAAUGGUGAGAUGCGUGAUUACCAGGUGCGAGGUCUCAACUGGAUGAUCAACUUGUAUGAGCAUGGUAUCAACGGCAUCUUGGCAGAUGAAAUGGGCCUUGGUAAGACAUUACAGACAAUCUCCUUGCUGGGUUACAUGAAGCAUUACCGACACAUCCCGAGCCCGCACUUGGUCAUCUGCCCGAAGUCUACCCUCCAUAACUGGUGUAACGAGUUCGCUCGUUGGUGCCCCAGUCUGCGCACUGUCAAACUCAUUGGUCUAGCAGAAGAAAGGGCUGCAAUCAUACGUGACGUGAUGAUGCCGGGUGAGUGGGACGUCUGUAUCACUUCAUACGAGAUGGUGAUUCGAGAGAAGUCUGUAUUCAAGAAGUUCAAUUGGCGGUAUAUGGUUAUUGAUGAGGCACACAGAAUUAAAAAUGAAAAAUCAAAGCUGUCGGAGAUAGUUCGAGAGUUCAAGACAGCGAACAGACUGCUACUCACAGGAACACCACUACAGAACAACCUGCAUGAACUCUGGGCCCUCCUCAACUUCCUGCUGCCUGAUGUCUUCAACUCUGCAGAUGACUUUGAUUCCUGGUUCAACACAUCGUCUAUGGAUCUGGAGCUGGUUGAGCGACUUCACGGGGUGUUGCGGCCGUUCCUUUUGAGACGUCUCAAGUCUGAGGUGGAGAAGAAACUGCUACCAAAGAAAGAAACAAAGAUCUUCAUAGGGCUCAGCAAGAUGCAGAGAGAAUGGUACACGAAGAUCCUGAUGAAGGACAUUGACAUUGUGAACGGGGCUGGCAAGACGGACAAGAUGAGACUCCUGAACAUUCUCAUGCAGCUGAGGAAGUGUUGUAACCACCCUUACCUGUUUGAUGGAGCUGAACCAGGCCCCCCAUACACAACGGACAAGCAUCUGGUGGACAAUUGUGGGAAGCUGUGUGUUCUGGACAAACUGCUGCCCAGGCUUCAGGAACAAGGUUCACGAGUGUUGAUAUUCAGUCAGAUGACCCGUAUGUUGGACAUCUUGGAGGACUACUGUUACUGGCGUGCCUACAACUACUGUCGCCUUGAUGGACAGACAGCACACGAGGACAGACAGAAUUCCAUAGAUGAGUUCAACUUCCCUGGCAGUAAGAAGUUCAUCUUCAUGUUGUCCACUCGUGCUGGAGGUCUUGGAAUCAACCUGGCCACAGCGGACAUCGUCAUAAUCUUUGACUCAGACUGGAACCCGCAGGCUGAUCUUCAAGCUAUGGACCGAGCCCAUCGUAUUGGUCAGAAGAAGCAGGUGCGUGUCUUCAGAUUCAUCACUGAGAACACGAUUGAGGAGAGGAUUGUGGAAAAGGCAGAAAUGAAGCUUCGACUUGAUAACAUUGUUAUACAGCAAGGUCGGCUGAUGGACAGUGCCGCCAACAAGCUGGGGAAGGAUGAGGUGUUAAACAUGAUCCGACAUGGAGCCAGUCAUGUGUUUGCCUCCAAGGACAGUGAGAUCACAGAGGACGACAUCGAUGCUAUCAUGGCAAAGGGAGAGAAAAAGACUGAAGAGAUUAAGGAACGCCUGGACAAGUUGGGAGAGGGCCAUCUACAGAAGCUUUCCUUCGACACAGAACAGGGAUCCAUAUACCAGUUUGAGGGUGCCGACUUCCGUGAGAAACAGAAGAUUGGCAUGAACUGGAUUGAGCCCCCAAAACGAGAGAGGAAGGCCAACUACGCUGUGGACCAGUACUUCAGAGAGGCACUGCGAGUGAAUGAACCAAAAGCACCAAGGGCUCCAAGGCCCCCUAAGCAGCCCAAUGUUCAAGACUUCCAAUUCUUCCCACCACGACUGUUCGAAAUUCUGGACAAAGAAAUCUACUUUUACCGGAAGAGUAUUGGCUACCGUGUUCCCCGAAACCCGGAGCUGGGGAACGAUGCAGAGAGAAUACGCAAGGAGGAGCAGGCAAAGAUAGAUGAGGCUGAGCUACUCAAUGAUGAGGAAAAUGCUGAGAAAGACGAUUUACUCAAUCAGGGAUUUACAGAGUGGAACAAGCGUGACUUCAACCAGUUUAUUAAGGCAAAUGAAAAGUAUGGACGCGACGAUAUUGAUAAGAUCUCGAGAGAAGUGGAGGGGAAAACACCGGAAGAGGUUAUAGAAUACUCCCGAGUGUUCUGGGAGAGGUGUAAUGAGUUACAAGACAUUGAGAAGAUCAUGGCUCAGAUUGAGCGAGGGGAGGCCAAGAUCCAGAGACGAAUCAGCAUCAAGCGGGCCCUCGACGCCAAGAUGAUGCGCUACAAGGCACCAUUCCACCAGCUACGGAUCCAGUAUGGUACAAACAAGGGGAAGAACUAUACCGAGGAAGAGGAUCGCUUUCUUAUAUGUAUGCUGCACAAGCUGGGCUUUGACAAGGAGAAUGUGUAUGAUGAGCUGAGAACGGCCAUCAGACAGGCGCCACAGUUCAGAUUUGACUGGUUCAUCAAGUCAAGAACUGCUAUGGAGCUUCAGCGACGUUGUAACACGCUGAUCACGUUGAUUGAGAGGGAGAAUAUGGAACUGGAGGAGAGAGAAAAGGCUGAGAAAAGACGACGUAGCAAGAACUCCGGCGGACAGAAGACUGGCAAGAGGAAGGCGGAAACUCCAACGGGCAGUGCCAGUAAAUCAAAGAAGAAGAAAUGAGCACACUCAGCUAGGCAAAGCUGACUGGAUUGUGAAGUUUGGAAACCUCUGGUGUAUUCCCUGCGGACGUACUUACAGAUCUGGUGUCUCAUUUUAUUAUGGGUUUUAUGAAACGUUCUUUACAGACUGUGUAUAUAGAAGUCACAUUUCAUUUGGUCAUUAUAACUUGCAUUACAGUGCGUCUUGUACAAAAUUGUUUACCAUACAGAAACACUGGUACAUGUAUUGCCUAAGAACAACAUGAACUUAGCUACCUUUAGAGUUCUUCGCCUAUUUUUUAUUUGAUUUUCAAAGACAGUGUACUUAUUUAUUGUGAAAUAUUUCUUAGAAUAUUUUUUUUAAAUACCAUAUCUUAAACAUUUUUCACAAUGGAAAAGGUAACUUAAAUGGUCAGUUAUUUUUGCAUUUAGGACUGUUGAACCAAAAUGUAUGAGAAUCCUGGUGGAGAUGUUGAUCCAACGUCAGGUCUUGUGGACCUACAUGUUGAGUGUUAAAAUUUUAGAUGUGAGAGCCAAAAGGUUCUAAUUAACAUUAAAUUAAGAAGCAGAUGGCACCUUUCCGAUUUCAGCCCUGGUUGUGUAGUGUGAAUGUACAAGUACCAUAGUAUUGAAUGGAUAUUCAGUUCCAUUUAUUUGUCAUUAAAUUUUGUAUAUACUCUGUUGUCAAUAGUAAAUGUCAGUGAUGAAUAAAGAAAGAAAAUGCA